This is a messenger RNA of Anguilla rostrata (American eel), 5330 nucleotides long. Its product is annotated as G-protein coupled receptor 26-like. NCBI's taxonomy places the organism in Eukaryota, Metazoa, Chordata, Actinopteri, Anguilliformes, Anguillidae. Gene Ontology annotation, biological process: adenylate cyclase-activating G protein-coupled receptor signaling pathway. Gene Ontology annotation, cellular component: membrane. The record is from RefSeq and is a predicted model, not a curated record. The coding region runs from base 3138 to 4157 and encodes 339 amino acids. Gene Ontology annotation, molecular function: G protein-coupled receptor activity. The transcript is spliced from 3 exons.
CUGUUUCAUAAGCAGGAUUCUAGAGCUUGUUUUUGCAUAUAUCACAAGCCUCAAACAUACUGGAAAAUACCAGGGCAGUGACGUCACAAUGUGCGGCCAAUGAAAUAUUGGCAACCUCGGCCCCGAUCCAAAAUGGAGUCCGCUCUAUUCUAUUCAUUGAAGAACACUGGACUGAUCACUUUUCCCCACCUGAAGGACAGCAUGACCUGGCCGUGGGGUGAAAGUAGACUACUGUUUCCCUUCAUGCGGGGAUCAUUUUUCAUGUGGCCAUUCAAACCUUUCUAAAGAAGAUUUCAGCCUCUACUCAAUUAACAUCUGUCCUUAGGUUUGACAGGAGUGACAGCAAGAUAUUGGCAAGUUCAUAGAUCACUAAAACUGAGUUUGAGUAAUGCUUGAGUUUACUAGUAACUCAAGGAAAGUUAAGGAAAAAUGCAAAUUGAACAUCUUGACUUCCAGAAGACUGUUAUGUUGUGUGACUUAUUCGUAAGCAAAAUACAGAAAAACAGUGAGAAUUCAAUUAGGGAACAGUAUUUGUAUCAAAUCACUUCACGCAUUAAACACCUGAUGUUCUAUCUAUAAUGUUACCAUGCUAUUGCAAUAAUGACUGUGUGUAUAGAAUAUGUAUUAGCUUGCUGCCAGGGUUAAAUACCACAUGCCUAACUUUAAAAAUAGCUCAUUAUCUCAGCGCUAGAAGAGACCAUCUAUCAAGAUACAAAUUAGCAGUCUCUAUUAAGCUCUAAAUAUAGUAAGUUAUUCUUACAAAAUCUGUCAGCCAGUGAUUUAAACUCCCUCCUACAUGAUAAAAGAUGUAGAAUCUUAGACAGUAGAUAUUGUAGCCUACAUGCGAUCCAUUGCUGAGAAGAGAAAUUAUUAAUAAUUUUACACAGCAGUGAACCUAUUGGGAGUAUACGUAUUGAAGAUGACUCUUGCACUGUCAAAUUAAAUCUGACAGGAAAUGAAACCCUGAAAUAAAAGACUGUCUUGGUACAAAAGGCAAAGUAAAAAAAAAAAAAAAGAUAUAAUCACAUUUUAGAGGAGUCAUUUCAUUUAAUAGCAAUGUGGGCAGACAUGAUAUGGUUUCAUAUGUGCUAGAAUCGUGAUUUCCAAUGCAAGCCUGUGGGCCCACAGAUAGAGACUUUUGAUUAUCAUACCAUAAAAAAUGAAUCCAUUUAGUAAAUGUUGUAUCAGCUAGUAUUUUAAGUUUUAUUCCUUAAUUAUUUUUUCAGCAGAUUUAGUUUUUUUCUCCUAAUUUUCCAGGUCAUGUUUCUAAGCCUGUCGUGCCGCAGCCUUAUUUGGGAGAGCAUGCAGACCAGCAUGUGCAUCCUACAACCCAGGUUCAGCCAGUCAUAUCUUCCGUUGACUUGGCAGUCUCUGAGCUGAGCUGUGCAGCCACUGCGCCCGAUGACUGCAGUUCCUGCGCAGUGUAUAUGAGGUCUGGCUGGCCAUAGGAGGUGCUCUUGUACUGCUCACUUCUUGUUACAAUACACAUCACGGCCGUUUAGAAUUUUGAGUCCUAAAUGACUCCUACAAGAAGAAUAGGAAAAAAUCACCAGCCCUUACAAACCUAAAAUAAGAAAGGCCCAUGAACACACCCCCAUCCUUUAGUACUUCUAUUUCUACACAUUCCAAUUUUGUCUAUUUGCUUCCGACAUGAAUUAUCCUACACGCAGCACACCACACAUGCAUACUAUUAAGUACACUUUCUGAUUAAUAGUUUUGUAAUGAUUAACCACACGCUAAACUUUUAACUUGUGCUGCAUACUUUGCAGUACUACUACACAUGUCUAUAUUAGUUAAGUUGAGGGAUUCACCAAAAAUCAUUGAAAUGUAUAAAAAACGACAAAUAUUACACUUCAAUUUCACGCAGAACCAUGUGGCAGCCAUUUUAUUGAAUUAGACUUCCUCAUCCACUGUGAUGAACUCCCAAGCUCCCCACACAGCUGGCGGGUGCUUGAUUGAGCGCCAUUUCUAAUUAUCAAGGAUAUCCCUCAUGCCCAAGCACCAUGUACAACAAGCUGAAAAUGAUCUGGAGCAAUUGCACGUUGUCAGGAAAUGAAACGGCUAAUGGCGGACCACGUCUCCAAUCAAAAUUCAACUGUGUCAUGAAAAAUAGCACUACUGUAGUACUUUGCAUAGCAAACACUGAUGUCAUAUUUAAAAAGAAGGAACAAUACAUUUCACAGGUAAAUAACAGGACAAUCCUAAUUUAGAUUUAGAUUGAUGUAAUGUUUCACUGAUUUUAUUGCUUCUAAAGAGUAUUAAUAGAGUACUCUAUUAUUACUCAACAUAGUGCCUCCAAUGGGCACUGCAGUCUCUGUGGGCAUCAGUAGUGAGAUAAGCCACUGGCUGCAACUCAAAGUGGUGAAUGUUCUCAUUUUGUUACAGAUUUCUCUGCAUUAAAAGGGCCUUGUGCAACUGAAAGAUGCUUUGGGUAUGGCUCACAUACUAUAUAUUCAGAGCAUCUGAAGUUUAAUGGGUACAGAAGAUGGCUGUAGUUACUGAUACUGUAGAAUAGGCUACAUGGCCAUCUGUUUCAUUACAUGUGUUUCUCAGCUGAUACACAAUGAAGCUGUCGACACAGUUAUACACUUUUUAACACCCUGUGGGUGUAUUUUCCAUUACGCAUAACGGUUUUUGUACGAGGUUACCUCAGAAAUCUUGCUUUGAAUUUGUGAGUUCACGUGAAGACAGCCAUCAAUAUUGCCUUGCGCAAGUUGUUUUCUUGUGCGCAUGAUCUGAGCAAAAGGCGAGGGAAAGCCUUGCCAUGGGUUUUCAAGCGAGGUAGUCAUAGCAGCCUACGACACGAACGAAACGAAUGCAUUCUCGUCCAUGCGAAGGGAGAAAAAGCAUUAAAUAUCAAUAAAAAAAUUAGGUCCUAUGUACCCGGGAGUCGGUGCUUUAAACUGAAGAGCAACAAAAAGAUUACUGAUCAAGUUUGAACAUAGCAAUGCGGGAUGCUUGGGAUUGUCGAAUUCAGAACGCUGGACAGCUCCGUCAGAACGCUGGAAGUCUUGUAGGAGUUAAAUUUCCCGACGAGGAAUGAAUUGUUGAGGAUGUGUGACAGUGGAUCAAGCAGGGGAUAAUGCACAGAUAUCGACAAACGCCAGUAAUCAGCUGGUGACAUUUUGGAUUGAGAAAUGGACUUGGCGGAAAUCCUCUUGGCGUUGUUUAUCGGUGUGAUCGCGAUUGUCUCUUUAUUAUCGAACUUACUGGUGCUGCUAUGUUUUGUCUACAGCACCGACAUCCGCAGGCAAGUUCCGGGAAUAUUUACCAUGAACUUGUCUCUCUGCAAUAUACUUAUUACCAUUUUAAACAUGCCAUCGACGUUGCUGGGGAUUAUUAAAAACCAACAGCCUUUUGGAGAUUGCGUAUGUCACACUGUAAGCUUUCUGGAGACUUUUUUGACUGCAAACACAAUGCUGAGCAUGGCAGCUCUGAGCAUAGACAGGUGGAUCGCUGUAGUCUUUCCGCUGAGUUACUCCAACAAAAUGAGAUACAAGGACGCGGUAAUCAUGGUGUGUUAUUCGUGGCUUCAUUCCCUCACUUUUUCGUUAACCUCUCUGCUUUUAUCCUGGGUCGACUACAGCCACAUAUACGCGUCCUGCACCUUACAUUUGAACGAGGAGAGCGAAAGGACAAAGUUUACAGUAUUCACCGUCGUGUUCCACGCAACGAGUUUCAUGCUCUCCCUCCUGAUAUUAUGCUUUACUUACUUAAAGGUUUUAAAAGUAGCGCGAUUUCACUGCAAGAGGAUUGACAUAAUAACCAUGCAGACCCUUUUCUUGCUGGUAGAUAUUCACCCCAGUGUUAAGCAACGCUGUCUCGCGGAACAGAAAAGGAGGAAACAACGGGCUACCAAGAAAAUAAGCAUUUUUAUUGGAUCGUUUAUUUUCUGUUUUGCCCCUUAUGUUAUCACGAGGCUGACCGAACUCCUUCCGCACGUGGGGAUUAACCGCCAUUGGGGCAUCGUGAGCAAGUGCCUGACGUACAGCAAGGCAGCCUCCGACCCCUUCGCGUACUCCCUCCUGCGGCAGCAGUACAAGAAAGCGCUGAUUAGCAUCGCCAACAGGCUGCUGAAGAGGGAUCUUUAUCCCUCCUCUGGGCCCAACAGUUCCUUAGACACGGAGAACGACUACAGCCUACAAAGAGUGAGCUAGCGUGAUGCGCGCGGGCAGCACCGCUGGAGACAGUAAUCAACACCUGGGAUUAUAGCAGAGUCGUGUCCUUUCAGAGAUCACCAUUCAAAGCCCGUACAAAUAAAUUAUUGACCGAGCUAAACAUCUGUGACUCAGACCAUGCCAAAUUGAGGAACUGGAUCACGCGGAAGGAUGCUGUGGCUGAGGAAUUUUCUGACAAGUUACAAAAACAAGAGCGCAUCUACUGGCAAGCUCAUUAUUUCCUUGCAAAAUCAAAAACAUCCCGUAAACCAAUAGCUGAGAUAUAUUAGCAACUGAAUAUCUGCUGUAUAUCGCUUAUAAAGCUACUUUUAUAUGACCGACUUCAUUUUCCGACUUUGCGCCACUAGCGCUACAUGGUGGUCCUCCAGAACUGAGGGCUGAUAUUACCAUAGAAAUAAUAAAACUACUGGAGCUGGUCCCUGGCCUAAGGUCAUGUAUUUUGCACGCGAGGGAGACGCGAUAAGGGCAUCAAGACGAUUUCUUUAAGUGGAACUAUGUUCUUAGCUCUACAUGGGGCUACACACAACUGAGAAGCACAUCUGGAACAAUUCCUUUUAGCUUAGUACGCUCAAUGUGGACAUCGUAGAGCUACUUUGCUCACAAUUCUAAUGUAGUCACUGGAUAUUAAUGCACUUUGUUGUUGUUUCAGAGCUAUCAGUUACAAGAAAAAUGCCAAAGGCAGAACAUCACUUUUUUAAAAAAAAUAGAGUAUGACCUUAAAGCUUAUGUUAUGUACCUGAAUGUACUGCCAGAUUCUUUUAACUGAAAUGUAUUUGUACUAUUUAAUUUUGCCUAAAAAGUGAAAUAUUUAUAAAACUUUAUAUUUAUAUAUAACAGUUAGGCUACCUAUUUUGCACUGUCCAAUAAAUAUGGUGUGUAUUUGUUAGACUGUACUUUUAUUCAGUAGAGAGAGAAGAAAUAAUCCAUUUUGGAGCAAAUAUUUUAAUGUUCAAGUAUUUUCAACUACAGUAUAUUGUGAUUGUGCCAGGUUUUAUUGAUAAAGUAUUUGAUAUAUGGGCUUAUUAUGCCUUGAAUUUCAAAUUGUUUUGAAGUGUACCUUCAUCAUGGAUUAUUCUGAAAAAUAAUGUCUGUGCUUUUGUGCGUGAGUGAAAUAAUUUGUGAAAUUAGUGCAAUAAAUUUGAGGAAAAUUUG